Molecule: messenger RNA, 3761 nt
Organism: Ceratitis capitata (Mediterranean fruit fly)
Lineage: Eukaryota; Metazoa; Arthropoda; Insecta; Diptera; Tephritidae
Gene: aop
Product: ets DNA-binding protein pokkuri
Exons: 4
Coding region: 464-2857 (797 amino acids)
Biological process (GO): regulation of transcription by RNA polymerase II; cell differentiation
Cellular component (GO): nucleus
Molecular function (GO): sequence-specific DNA binding; DNA-binding transcription factor activity, RNA polymerase II-specific
Source: RefSeq, a predicted model, not a curated record
CUUUUUCCUCAAACAAAUUAUAAAUUACAACAACAACUAUAACAAAUUCAAUAAUAAAUAAUAUUCUUAAUAAAACUGUGCGGAUUGUGUGCGAAUAUUGUUCAAUUGGAAAAAACAAGCAGCGAAAACCUGAACACAAAUGUUGAAAAUUCAUAUUGGAUUAUAAAUUUGUGGAUAUACACAUUCAUACAUAGCUACUUAUUGAACGAUUGUUCCCGACAGCAAGUAGUGCGCAAAUGGGUGAUAUUUAAGGUCUCUACAUCUUCAGCUCAUAGUUUCGUUUAUUUGUUCAUCGUGUGCUCGUAAUUACAACAACCAAGCCAGCAAGCGUAACUGACUUGGUGCCGAGCAGCUCAUUGGGUGACCCAGCAACCCAGUGGAGCGGCAACACCAGCCGCAGUCGUAUUUCCGUGUGGCGUUGGUCAACACAAACAAUUAAAAUCGUGCACGCGUCUGGUUCAAAAUGAAAAUGCUUCCCGUACAGCUGUCGUUGAAUCCGCAGCUCGGUCUGUGGAGCGAUAUGUUGUGGCGUUGCCCACCGGCACCCUCUAGCCAGCUGGCUGAAUUGAAAACACAAUUGCCGCCAUCGUUGCCAUCCGACCCGCGUUUGUGGGGCCGCGAAGAUGUCACCGUCUUUCUGCGUUUCUGCGAACGUGAAUUUGAUUUGCCCAAAGUCGACCAUGAUCUCUUUCAAAUGAAUGGCAAAGCGCUCUGCCUGUUAACACGUGCCGACUUCGGUCACCGUUGUCCGGGUGCAGGCGAUGUACUACACAAUGUCCUCCAAAUGCUCAUCAUCGAAUCGCAUAUGAUGCAAUGGCAUUUGCCCAACAGUCCGGUCACACCCACAAGCCGUUAUCCAUUAUCGCCACACAGCCAUCCGCAAACGCCGACAUGGCCUCCGAUUGGUGCACCACCAGAGAGUCCCUUUCACAAUACGCACAUGCAUCACUUUAUGGCGCCCAACUCGGUCACACUCAGUCCGCCGCCUUCGGUGGACUCACAAGCCAGCAGCCCGCCACAAAGCCAGGAGCAAAAUUUAGCCGUCGCUGCAGCAGCCGCAGCCGCCGCCGCCGCUGCGUCAGUAAGUGGCGCCAGCACAAGCAGCAGUAGCAGUAGUAGCACCAGCAGUGGUAGCAGUAAUAGCGGUUUGGGCGCGAGUGGUAGUAGCAACAGCAGUGGUGGCUUAGUUCCACCAACCAUUUCCGUUACCAUGAGCAGCGCUAAUGGAUAUGCGGCACAUCAUGCCGCCGCCAGCACGGGUGCCAGCAGCAAUCAAUCGGACUCGGAUGAGGAGGGUAGCUACUCAGAGUUGGCCGCUGCUAAUACAUUGAGUAAAAGCGGUGCAGCGGCCGCAGUGGUGGCUGCGCAUUACAGCGCCAGUCCGCCAACUACCCCGAUUUUGAAGGAUAUGCCGCAGAGCUUGUCGCAACAGAUAACCAACAGUUUUGUGAAUUCGUGGUCGCAAAAUCAGGCCGCGCAGGCGUUGGGACAAAAGUAUCAGCCCGUUGCUGGCAGUUCCAGCGGUGGCUCCGUUUCGGCGCCAACAACGCCGAGCUAUAUGCAGCCCGUGAAGCGGGAAUUCUUUCCAGAAACCGCAGAGCCCAACACAAAUGGUCGCUUGCUGUGGGACUUCCUGCAGCAGUUGCUGAACGAUCGCAACCAGAAGUACAGUGAUUUGAUUGCGUGGAAGUGUCGUGACACUGGCGUCUUUAAGAUCGUCGAUCCCGCUGGAUUGGCCAAGCUCUGGGGCAUACAAAAGAAUCAUCUCUCUAUGAAUUAUGACAAAAUGUCGCGUGCGUUGCGCUACUACUAUCGCGUCAAUAUAUUGCGUAAGGUGCAGGGCGAACGUCAUUGCUAUCAGUUUCUGCGCAAUCCAACUGAGUUGAAGAACAUCAAGAAUAUAUCCUUGUUGCGUCAAUCCGUUGCAGGCAACGGUGGCCCAACAGCGCAGACAGCCGGCGGCGCUAACAACAACGCUGGUAUGUCCAGCAGUAACAAUAAUAUUAGUAACAACAACAACAAUGCCAACAGUAACAACAACAACAAUCAGUCGCAAAGUACAAAUAUGAACGGUACAAAUUGGACAUUGCCACAUCCGCAGUCGCCGCAGCGACACCCAGCCGCACACGGUGCCAGCAACAGCAACAGCGGCAGCGCAGCCAACAUUAAUGGCAGUGGCAACGGCGCCAAUGUGGCCGGCCAUCACAAUCACAGCAACAGCAUGAGUAAUCCACACAUGAGUCUUCCUGCGAUUUCACAAUCAGCUGCCGCCGCCGCUGUCGCCGCUGCUGCUGCGGCUGCGUACGGCCCACCACCCACGUCGCCACUCUUCAUGCACGCCAUUAACGGUGCCUUCCAAUACCUGUCCAACAAUCCGGUGGGCGCACCACCCAAUUCGCCCGCCAUGCCACACACGCCCAGCGAGAAAUUCCAAUUCUCCGCCCUGAAGGUGGAGCAACACAGCAGCGGUUCGAGAUCACCGGAUCAUGGUGAGGAAAUGAAACCGACCGACUUGAGUGUGGCGGGAAAUAGCAGCGAGAAGCGACCUUAUUCGAGUCCCUCGGCAGAGGAUUGCUAUCCACUCAUCCGCAACGCUGACGGCCUUACGACAAUCAAAUUGAUACGUUACAAUAAUGAGCAUAAUGAAGCUGGCGCGUCCAAACAAUCGGCGCUUGAACAACAUCAUCUUCAGCAACAGCAGCAGCACCAACAACAACAACAACACCAACAGCAAGAAGCAUUAUCUAACGCUGAACAACAACAACAGCAACACACCCCCAUGGAUCAUAUGGACAAUGAAGGACAUGAUGAUGAGUCCACGAGCGCCGCUUCUAUGCCAACCGAUUUGCGCAAGUAAGCGCUUAUGUGUGUGCGCGAGCGAAUGAAGCUCUAACGAUUAUGACAAUACAUACAUACACAAGUGUACAUACAACACACAACAAAACGAUGAGAAGGUGGUGAGCGAGAAGUGAAUGCAAAUUUAACGCAACACACACGAAAACAGGACAAUCAAUUGAGAAGGAAAGUGCGAAAAGAGUGAGCAUAAGUCAGCGUACGCCUACAGAGUGAGCUUAAGGAAGAGGAAGACAGGCAUUUCGCAGCGAAUUGGCAAAUGCAGUGUCAACCAAAAACUACAAAAAGUCGUCGAAAACGCUUAAGCUCAGCUAGUGGACUUCUAAGGCCUGCCACAGUGCCAAAUAUUUGUAUGUAGCUCAAGCUCAAGCUCAAGUAUUGUCAAAGUAGUGUCGCGUCAUUGAGAUGUUACAAUAAAAAAUGUUAACUCUCUAUUGGCUUUUGAUUGAAUUAUUUCCAUUUGAAGAAUUGCACAGAUUGCAGUUGCAAUAACAAAAAUGAGAAAGAAUUAAAAAGUGAAAGUAAAAAUUUCCAAAAUAUUUUUUAAAUUUAAUUUAAAUUCAAUCUAAUUAAAGUGAAAUUAGUGAUUUAUACAAGUACUACAUGGGUACAUCUGCACGUGUGCAAGCACAUGGGCAAAUAAUAACAACAACAAAAACAAACAAAAAUUAAAAGCAAAAUAAAAAUUGGCUUACAUUUAAGUAUAUAUGUAUGCGCAGAAUAUAAGGAUUUAUUUAAGUGCAUUAUUAGACCUCUAAAUACACAUACAUACAUACAUACAAUAUAUGCAUACAAACAGUCAAAAAACAAAAAGGAUUGACAUUUGUUAAGCUUGUAACAUAAAAAACACAAUAUUAAAGAAAUAAUAAUGCAAAUAAAUGUUAAUAACAAAAAAAUAUUUAUGUAUG